CUGCUGACUCCCAGCCUGCUGGCUCCUCCUCUGGGCUUCUCCCCUCCCCGUGUAUGUAUCAACUCUGACGGGUCACGUUAGCAGAGUGGGCCGGUCUGCGUGGACGCGCGGAGCUCCCUUCCGACGACUUUUCCUUUUGGCUUCGACAUACCUUUGACGGUUCUUCGGCUAAAUAAACACCAAAUAGUGGCAACGGGUUAUUUCACAAACGACACAAUCCCGGUGCUAAGUGAAUGAUCGCUACACCGGGGCUCGCCGCCUACUCGGACGCCGAGGAUCAGGCUCAUCGCGGGGCUUGGACGACGAGAGGUCCCUCUCUGUGGAAGGUGCGCUGGAGUGGUUGCGGAUGAUAUGGAAAAGAAAUAGUUGAGUUUGGACCUAGCUGAAGUCAUGGAUCUGAGUUGGAGAAACUACUUUGAGGAGGAGCUUCUAUGUCCCAUCUGCCUGAAUGUGUUCGAGGAGCCCAUCCAGCUGCAAUGCAAACACAACUUCUGCAAAGGUUGCAUCUCAGAGGCGUGGGCUAAAGACAGCGGCGCGGGGGUCCGCUGUCCCGAGUGCAACCACGAGUACGAGCAGAAACCUUUACUGGAGAAGAACUUCAAGCUGGCCAAGAUCGUGAAGAGGUUCAACGUGUUGGACUCUGAGAAGGCCCCGGCAACUUUGCACUGUGUCCUGUGCAGACGAGGUCCGUCCCUGCCCGUCAGGAAGGUGUGCCUGCGUUGCAAGGAGCCCUGUUGCCAGAUGCACGUGCACAUGCACCUGCAGCAGCCGUGCGCGGCGCCGGGUCACCUGCUGGUGGAUGCGGAGGAGCUGAGCGCCUGGACAUGUCCCAGUCACGAUGAAUACAGGCUGCUCCAUUGUGAGGAGGAGCAGGUGGCUCUCUGUGCCUUCUGCUGCAUCUCGCACUGCACAGGCAAAAGACACACAGUGUGUGAUGUGGACACACAACGCAUGCAGAUGCAGGCCGUGCUAAUGAGGCAGCAAGACAGACUGGAGGGUCGUGUUCAGAACAUCGAUGAGCACAUUACCAAGCUGGAGUCUGACAAGACGCUGAUGAAGGAUGCAGUGUCAGACCUGAAGGAGCAAGUCCGAGACCAGUACCAAAGGAUGCACGCCUUGCUUGAAGCCAAACAGUGUGAAACUAUGCAGAUGUUGGAGAGAGCCUGCAGCUCGUAUGCAAGGAAACACUCCCAGCAGGUUUUACAGCUCAGUGAGAGGCGGCAACAGGCGGAAAAACUCCUCAGUUCGGUGCAAGCCUUUUUUCAAAGAGCAGACAACAUCAACUUCAUGAAGAACACAAAACCCUACCAACUACUAAUGGACAGGUCAAAUUCACAGCUCAACAGUGCCGUGCCGCCACUCUCAGUGGGCCAAAUCAACUCUCAUCAUUUGUUCUCAGGCCUCUCGACGCAGGAGAAGAAUUUGCGCAAAAUACUAGAGGAACCUGUCAAUGAGGCAUCCAUUCUUGAGAUAGUCCCUACACACCUCAGCUCUGUUGGCGCCCGCUCAGGACUCAAUAAGAGGAAAUAUGGCAUGGCUUUUGUGGAGAGUAACACGGAAAACUCCACUUCCCAGCAUCCCCCGCCUUUGCUCUACAGCAACAAAAAGCCUCUUUUGUCUGAACACAGCCAGCGUAAUUCAAAUAUGUUCCCCGCUGAAGGCCAAGGCCACGGUCGCUUCCUGGAUGGUUCGGCCCAACACUCAGGGCCCGUUUUCCCGGCACACCUCCAGGGCGGAGGCACGUCCCAACAGGCCGUAUAUGAGGGGAGGAAAGUCCUGAUGUGCACUCUGAACAACUGCUGCUGCUCCAGGCCUGCAGCUGCUCGAUCACACUCCCACUACCCAACACACGACACCUUCGCCCCCAUUGCCUCUCAGGAGUUUGGCACCCUCCCUGCCAGCCAACCCCUGCAGCAUUUAUCCAUGAGGCACCAUGACUAUUAUGGCCUGUACAGCCAGUCUUCAACCAAGCAUUACGGGACCAAGUAACAAUCGUACUAUCAACAUCACCAUUAAUGACAUCAUCAUUUUGGAUUCUAAAUGCGCUUACUGCACAAUUCAUUAAGAUCGAUAAGAUUUUAUUUAGCUCGUAUAUUGAAUCAGAUGUGCAAAUGUACCUAAUGAAGUGGCCUGCUAAUAUGUCCUCGUCCCAUCUACAGCUCACUUGGACAACAUGCCUGGGAAUAAUAAUGCAGAUAAUAUAGUCUUAAAUCAAUAUAAUCUAUCAACUGUAUCUUAAAGAAAAUACAUUCCCCCUCCAAAAAAAGGACUAAAGAGAAAUCAGUGCCUAAAAGACUUCCCCUGCUCUUAUUUUGACUUAUUUCCUGUUUGCUGGUGAAGGCAUGCAAGGAAGCUUGUAUGCACUCCAGAGUCCAAGUGGCUUUAAACAAACACUGGACCACACAUGCUUGUCAAUAUUUUACUACAUUUGUAAAGGCUUUAAUAAACCACAAAACGGUGAAAAUAUGAAAUCAACUCUGUAUUGAUGUGAUUCCUUAUAGUGUUUUAACAUGAGUUACAGUAUCUCAUAAAAGUGAGUACACCCUUUACAUUACAACAAGUAUUUGUAUUACUUUUUGAGGCACUAUGCUAUCGAAAUUAAAUGUUAAUAUUAUUUAAUGUAGCCAGUGUAUACCUUGAAUAGCAGUAUAGAUUUACUAUUAGGGAUGGGUACCAAAUUCUGGCAUUGCUACCGAGUACUGAUUUAUGUAAAAUGAAGUGGUACCAUGUUUUGGUACCUAAAUGCAUUCUUUGGACUGUCAAUACAUUCACAUGCACUAAUAAAAACAUACAGGAAUUGGCUAAAAAAAAAACUAUUUUGAAAAUGCAGGUUGACACCUUAAUUGAGAUCUUCACUAGGUUCGUGGGCCCUAGUGAGAUUCAGAUUCAAUUCAGAAAACUUUAUUUAUCCCCAAAGUGGGCAAUUCAUUUGUAGAGGAUAAGCAGCAUAGAAAAUGGAUGGACGGACUACGUUUGUGGGUAUGCUAGAGCGAGAGGCGGGGUACAUCUUGGACUGGUCGCCAGCCAAUCACAGGGCACAUAUAGACAAACAACCAUUCACACUCACAUUCAUACCUAUGGACAAUUUGGAGUAUCCAAUUAAUCUAACAUGCAUAUUUUUUGGAAUAAGUAAGCAAAGGGGCGAACAUGCAAACUCCACACAGAGAUGAUCCACAAGCAAUAAUGAAUAUAUAUCAAGAAAUGAGUGUGUCAAAUAGAAAAAUAAACACACACAAAAGCACUGCAAAUUGGUACUGUUAAGUACCGACACAGGUUACCAGGUACCCGUCAUUGGUACCGUAUCCAUUCAAAUGUGAAAGAUAUCUAUCCCUAUUUACUAUCUACUUAAAAUAAGUCAAGACACAGCCAUUAUCGUGUAAAUAACUGGCAACACAAGUGAGUACCAUGAUAAUUGUGUCUUGCUUUGGUGGUAGUGUCAUGGUUUGGGGCUGCAUGAAUGCUACCGGCAACACUGUGUGACUUUGUGAAGUAGCGCAUGAACCCCUUUCCUUGGGAAAUGUAUGGCAGUUUUACCAACAGACUAAGCCCAGACUCCUCCAAGAUGACAAGUACCAUGCUGAGGAAGCCUAUGGUGAAAGUGAUGCAGUGGCACAGUACUUGGCAUGUCUCCAGACCUAAACCUAAUUGAACAACCUCAAACGGAAAGAAGGAAGGACGGGAGGAAGAUGGGGGAGUGCUAGGUUUCUAACAUCCACCGUCUCCACCGGUGAUGUCAUCAUGGAAGCGUGAAAGAGGAUUCCAGUAACAACCUUUGCAGCUCUGGUGAAUUCCAUAAAUGGACACAAUCUGGAAGUGUUAUAUUUCUAUAGUAUUGUCCAAUGAGAGUGCAUAAUAAAAUGGUGGCUGAAAUGAGGAGUCUUAAUAUUUUUUAACAAAGCACUGGGCCGCAUAAGAAACUCCACCCUGAAACAUUUAAGCAACAUUUAAGUGCAUGAGGAGAAGCUGCACAGAGAAUGAAUGAACAUUCAAGGAAACAAAACAAAAAUAAAACAAACAAGAAUGCUAAUCAGUUCUCUUCCACUUCCAUGUCCACAUCCGGCUCUCUGGCAAAACCAUCCCUCUUUGUCUCAUUAUUGGAGGUGCUUGUCAAGUUAUGUCGGAGUGUGGGAAUAACUGAUGAGACGUACAGACCCCCUCCAAGCCCUACCCUCCACCGUCUCUCCCGGGGUAU
Molecule: messenger RNA, 4192 nt
Organism: Doryrhamphus excisus (bluestripe pipefish)
Lineage: Eukaryota; Metazoa; Chordata; Actinopteri; Syngnathiformes; Syngnathidae
Gene: trim8a
Product: tripartite motif containing 8a
Source: RefSeq, a predicted model, not a curated record